AUGAAUAAGGAUAACUUAAUGCAGCAAGCCCAACAUGUUUGGACUAUGUUGGAUGAGAUGGCUGAAAAUAACCCGGAUGGUUAUCGACGAUUUAUGGAGAAACAAAUGAAGGAUGCUAAGCAACAUAUAAAAUCGCCAGAGCCUGCAUUUUCAAUUAAAGUCAAUACACUUGAUCGUCGCGUUUUAUACAUCAAUAUCUGUGGUUGGGUUAGAAUUCCUGAGCCCCAAAGUGAUUCCCAUCCAGUACCAAUUAAAGCUGGAAUAGUCCAUAAAUUUGAAACGAAAAAGCAACAGUUUCACUAUAUUGAUGUCGCUGUUAACGAUAAUGUUAUUAAGAAUAGUUUGCGUGAUAAACAAUUUAAAGAGGAGCUAAUUUUACUAGCAAUGAGUUAUAUUAACGAUUCUACAGAAUGGGAUCUAAUGCCUGAUAAAUAUAGUAUUUUACAAGAAAAAUAUUACGGUGAUGAGACCAACAAAGCAAAACCAUCAAGUCAAGAUGAUGAUACACUUCGCAAUCAGCUAUUUUCGAUUUCGCGAGAGAGCGAUAACUACGAUUCUACAAGUACAGAUCCACUCCCAGAAUUAUCUAAUUUGCUUGGUAAAAUUAGUACUGGUAGUGAAAAUAAACCAACUAGCAAAAAUCUUAUUGAAGAGAUAUCUUCGACUGUUAUACAAAAUCCAAAUCAAGUAGAUACAUACUGUACGCCCCAACAUCAGAUCCAAGUGUUUGGUCAUGAUCCGCCAAUGAUGAUAAUAACAAUCAAUUUACCCCAAACUGAAUCGGUUCAAGAAUGCGAAUUAGACAUUUCACAGGUGGAUUUAAACUUAAUUGUACCGAGUAAAUAUAAAUUACUGCUGAAAUUUCCGCAGAAAGUGCAGGAUGAUUUAGCAAAGGCAACUUUUAAUAAGAAAAAAGGCGAUUUAAAGAUUAAGAUUCCAAUUGCAAGCUGA
This is a messenger RNA of Trichoplax adhaerens, 951 nucleotides long. RefSeq lists its product as uncharacterized. NCBI's taxonomy places the organism in Eukaryota, Metazoa, Placozoa, Uniplacotomia, Trichoplacea, Trichoplacidae. Gene Ontology annotation, biological process: rRNA processing; box C/D snoRNP assembly. Gene Ontology annotation, cellular component: ribonucleoprotein complex; R2TP complex; cytoplasm. The transcript has 4 exons. The coding region runs from base 1 to 951 and encodes 316 amino acids. The record is from RefSeq and is a predicted model, not a curated record.